UGGAACAACGUAGUGAAGGGGCGGUGGCGGCGGGGACUCCGGAAGCCCACCUUUCACCCGGAAAUGGUUGUUGAGGAACAUGGCGUUGCUGGUGCGAGUCCUUAGGAAUCACACUAGCAUCUCCCAGUGGGUUCCAGUAUGCAGCCGAUUGGUACCGGUGUCUCCUAAUCAAAGACGGUGGGGCAGAACUCUGUUUGGCCUUUCCCAGCAGCUCCAGAUGAGACAGUUCCAAGAAGGUGAUGGGUCAGAACAGAUUCCUGGAGUAGACAUACAACUGAGCAGAAAGUAUCACACCACAAAUAAGCUUCCUACUACCAAGGAUUCACCACAGCCUGCUGAGGAAAAAGUUGGUGCCUUCACAAAGAUAAUAGAAGCCAUGGGAUUCACAGGACCUUUGAAAUACAGUAAAUGGAAGAUUAAGAUUGCAGCCCUGCGCAUGUACACUAGUUGUGUGGAGAAAACUGACUUCGAGGAGUUCUUUCUAAGGUGUCAGAUGCCAGAUACAUUCAACUCAUGGUUUCUUAUAACGCUACUCCAUGUCUGGAUGUGUCUAGUCCGAAUGAAGCAGGAAGGCCGGAGUGGGAAAUACAUGUGUCGUAUCAUAGUUCAUUUUAUGUGGGAGGAUGUUGAGCAGCGUGGCAGAGUCAUGGGGGUUAACCCCUAUAUCCUGAAGAAGAACAUGAUCCUCAUGACAAAUAAUUUCUAUGCAGCAAUCUUGGGAUAUGAUGAGGGGAUCCUGUCAGAUGAUCGUGGGUUGGCUGCUGCUCUCUGGAGAACCUUCUUCAAUCAGAAGUGUGAAGACCCUCGGCAGCUUGAGUUGCUGGUGGAGUAUGUGAGGAAGCAGAUGCAGUACCUGGACUCCAUGAAUGGUGAAGACCUGCUUCUGACAGGGGAGGUGAGCUGGCGCCCUCUAGUGGAGAAGAAUCCUCAGAGCAUCCUGAAGCCCCUUUCGCCCACGUACAAUGACGAGGGUCUUUGACAUGCUGCUCCCUCUGGACUUUUGGCCAGCUGGCUUUGAAGAACUUCCAGGAGAGAAGUGACUGUUUAGCCCAGGACCCUGCAGAGAGUGGCCUGAACUGACCUGUGAACAGCCUCUGUCAAAUACCUGGCCCUUCCUGUGUUGCAUCUCCUCUUACUGUGCCCAGGAGUCUGUUCUGGUGGGGUGCAGCCCUGGGAGAAUGCCUGGCUUUUCCUCAGGAGAUGCUCCAAGCAGGAGCUCCCUGAGGGCAUACUCCCCAUGUUCUUUCAGCAGCCACGUGUGGUUGGCAACUUUUCCAAAGGCUCAGGAAGGGACAGGUUAGAAAGGGGACACCCCACUACGGGCCAGCUGUGGCCUAGGAGCGUUUGUAACGCUGCCAACUCAAGAUGGGUAACCACGUUGUAUCCCUUAGCUCUGGGCCAUGGGGUUGAGCGGCCAUUAAAAGAAACAGAGACUUAUCUCCGCCAGGCUCUUCUUUAUUCUAAGGUCUUUUAGAAACUUCCUGGCUGCUGGAUGUCCUGAGCCACUCUGCCCAGCUCCGUUAGAACCAGGGUGAGGGGAGAGGUCAGGAGAGUGUGCUGCAGCUUUGCCUGCAGGACACGGACGUGGGCCAGUGCCUGCAAGCCAGUCCUCCGGGAUGCAGGAGCCUCAGAGGGCCGAGGGGCUUGGCCCAUCCUGGGUCAUUUGGAAAGAGGCCUUGAGAACAAAGGUCCCUUUGUCACCCCAUGAACUGGGUGAGGAGCGUGCGUCUUUCCUGUCUUGGCCUCCCCUUCUGGGAGAUGGUAGAGAAAAGAGAUCAUUCGUCCCCGCGUUCCACCCCCUUCCAACUUCCGGAGCCACCUUGGGCAGAGCUCUCCACACCAUCCCCUCCUCCCUCUUGUGUGGGUCAUGUCUUGGGGGACUUUCUUAAAUCGAAGAAAGGGGCGGGGAACCGUAUUGCCCCUCCCUCCCCCAUCAAACUUCCUUCAUUUAACUUGCUAUAAAAUGAGUCAUAUAAAGAAACUCUAUAUGGGUGAGGUAUAUCCCACUUCUGUGAAAACAUUACAAAUCAUCCCGCCUUCUCUCAGUUUAUUUAAGAAGCUUUUGUUGCGCACAGAGCUCUAGAGUGAAGCCUCUCUGUGUGUGAGAUAAUAACACCUUGUAACUCAUUACAGCUGGGCACUGUUUACAUAAACCAGAGCUGAGCCAGGCAGGAAUUUGCUGAUUAAUUUAUUUUUAAUGGAGUGAAGUAUACCAUGCACCAAAAUAAACUUUACUGUGUGUACCUAA
Molecule: messenger RNA, 2248 nt
Organism: Lepus europaeus (European hare)
Lineage: Eukaryota; Metazoa; Chordata; Mammalia; Lagomorpha; Leporidae
Product: ubiquinol-cytochrome c reductase complex assembly factor 1
Exons: 10
Coding region: 80-979 (299 amino acids)
Biological process (GO): mitochondrial respiratory chain complex III assembly
Cellular component (GO): mitochondrion
Source: RefSeq, a predicted model, not a curated record